CCAGAGAUAAUUCAGUCCGUCAUUGAAUCACUGUUAGAGUCGGAGCGAAAAGAGAAACAGCGAGAGAGAGAGAGAGAAAAAAGAAGAGAAAUAGAAAGAUAGAAAAGAGAGAGAAAUGGAAAGAUAGAAAAGAGAGAGAAAGUUCAACAGCGUUCACAAGAGAAAGAAAGAAAACAAAGAAAGAUGUAGAAAAGAAGAGAAAGAAGUGUCACAAUUUUAAACUUCAAAAAAAAUUAUUUCCUGGUUUUGUUUCCGUGUUUGUUUGUUUUUUUUUCUCUUUUUUUUUGUCUUGUGUUUGUUUUUCCACGGGGACGAAUAGCCACGAUGAAACUGACUUUAUAUUUCGUGUGUUUUAGAGUCACAGAGGGAUACGGAGGAUAAGUAAUAUUCCUAAAAUCCAGGCCUUUUAGAGUCGCUGGCAAGAUGUCCUACGGUACUGAGAGAAUUCCAUCGGACGCCCUCGGAAUAACCUCGUCGGGAGCUCCAGGCGUUCCUCUUCCCGACGAAUUUGCCGAAAAAGAUCAAAAUUCGAGAAAGAUAGAAGUCAUAGAGAUCAUUCUCGAUGGAGGUCGCUUGCUCGCCGCCGAAUCUGCCAAGAAACCGACGGCGGUGAAGGGCUUCGGGCAAGGACGUGACAGCUACGAAGUGGGGGUCGUAUAUCGUCCCUACAGGACGCGGUUCUGGGUGCUGGCGCUCUUCUCCCUCAUCAGCCUCGUGCAGCUGACUGUGUGGGGCACUUGGGGUCCCAUCGUGGAGUCCGCCCUGUUCGUCUUCCCCGACUGGGGCCCGAACACCGCCGCCUCCUUCAGCAACUGGCCUCCUCUCAUCGGGCUCCUGUUCAUGCUUCCUUUGAGCAGCUUUUUACAGCGUAUAGGUCUGCGUAAAGGGAUCCUUCUCAGCGCCGGUCUGCUGGCGGCGGGGUCGGUCUUACGGUGCUUUCCGGUCGACGAUAUUACGUUCACCGUACUCUGCCAUGUGGGAUCCAUCAUGCUGGGAUUCUCCUGCUGCAUCCUCCUGCCGCAGGUCGGCGCCGUCGUCGCCGCCUGGUUCUCUCCGGACGAAGGGACAACGGCAGUAGCUGUUGCCCUUUUGAUGAAUCAACUUGGAGGAGUAACUAUGUACUUCAGCCCACUCGUGGUGAGGGCGCCGCCGCCGGAGGACGACCUGCCGGAGGACGACCUGCAGGUGGACGUCCUGCAGGAGGAAAUCCGCAAAGACAUCACGAUUCUCAUGUACAUCCAUUUCGGCAUGAGUUUCCUGCUGUUCGUGUGCGUGUUGCUCUACUUCCCCGACGGGCCGCCCUCCCCGCCGUCCCCUUCGUCGGAGGAGGAGAGGGAGGACUUUCGGAAGAGUCUCAAGGACUUUCUCAGGAAUCCUCACCUAAUUCUUAUAGUGGUUGCUUAUGGAGUGUCCUUUGGCGUGGUCGGGAACUGGCUGGGAUUUAUGACUUACUCCUUGCUGGAGAUCGGCAUUCAUCAGGAGGAAGCAAUGGGCGUGGCGAUUUCGUCCGCCCUCAGUGCCAGCGUUGCAGCCUUCGUCGCCGCGAGACUGACCGACAAGAUCUACGGGCACCUCAAGGUCACCAUCAUCGGACUCCUGGCGGCCUCCUUCGCCUUCUUCCUCUGGUUCUUCUUCCUCUCCACCGGGGUCGUCGAGGCAACUUUGGCCCAAGUAUACAUCACGGUGGUCGCGGGCGUGUCUCUCCAGUUCUCUUCGGUCCCCCUCCUGCUGCAGUUGUGCUUCGAGCUGUCCUACCCCAUUCCCGAGGGCGUCAUGGGGGCGAUCGUCACCUCCUUCUUCUCGUUUGUGUCCCUCGCGUUUCUCCUCCUUUUCCUCAUUCCCGAUGUUGGAUACGUGUGGGUGAGCUACGUGCUCGUGUCCAGCGUGUCCCUGAGCAUCGUCCCUGUCGUCUUUGCGAAGGAGGAGCACAAAAGGACGCAGGUGGAUAAACAGGGAGCGACGAGGAAGCAGUGAAGCAAGAACAGAGAAGCAAAAAACGAGGCGAAAGAAUGUGUCAAAUGUACUUUAUUCAUAUUCCGUUGAUUCUGUGUUGUGAGUACAGGAGAAGAAUUAUGUAGACUCGUAUGUUCUCAAACUAUAUUUUUGUGUAUCAGAUAUAUUCACGAAAUAUAUUACAAUUCCUAUUACAUUGUCAUGAACA
This is a messenger RNA of Penaeus indicus, 2161 nucleotides long. Its product is annotated as solute carrier family 49 member 4 homolog. Gene Ontology annotation, cellular component: membrane; intracellular membrane-bounded organelle. Gene Ontology annotation, molecular function: transmembrane transporter activity. Bases 424 to 1974 code for a protein of 516 amino acids. The transcript has 10 exons. Gene Ontology annotation, biological process: transmembrane transport. NCBI's taxonomy places the organism in Eukaryota, Metazoa, Arthropoda, Malacostraca, Decapoda, Penaeidae. The record is from RefSeq and is a predicted model, not a curated record.